UGAAUUUCUCCCAGUUCUCAGACACAUACUCUAUCUCGAGAGCUGAAAAUCCGCACCGCCCCGGCUAAGGAAGGACGCAUCGCCCAGCGCGCCCGCUUAACCGCCUGAUCAACUUUCAGCGACCUGUUCCGGCGAUCCCGCAAGUCUCUCUCUGCUCCCGCACGCUGCCAAGAACCCUGCCGUUGACCCGGCACCCUGCCCUGAAGUUCGACCUCCCAAAGCGCACCUUCCUGGGUCGAGCUCCGCCUGCCACUUCUAAGCCCCGGCUCGGCACCCUGUCAGUGUCCCGUUGCUCCCGCGACUGACGAUACAGAGUCACUAACCCCCUUCGUGCGGGGCUACGGGGGCAGCAGCGGGUUAAGUUGCGGAGAUAUUCUCUGCGCCAGUGGCAGCGGAAAGGCGGGCGCCCUGUCCUGGGCAGGUGGGCGAUACUUGAGGUGGAGCCAGGCAGCUCUUUUCACGCACAGCUUGGAGCUCCGACUUUGCAGAACAAGGGAAGCGUGUCAGGUUCACAGCCUGCGACCCGGAGGGCUGGGAUGGGAAAACAAAUCAGAAGCGGGAGUGAAAUCGACACGGAAGUUCAGAGUGCAGCGACUUGUUACUGUGAGCAAUUACGAGCUUUUGGCUGCGGAUGCUUCGCAGGGCAAUAUCCGGGGGUAACAGAUGUCUCAAGGCCGGGAUUCUCCUUCUGCUGGCCCUCUGCCUGAUCCCGGCCGCCCUGUGGGGCAGAGGGAGGAGCCGCGGGAGCAUCCAGCCCCGCUGCCCCUCGCGGCUGAACGACGCCUCCUUCCUGAUGCGGCCCGCCAGCCGGUGCGACGACGGGGCCCCCUUCCUGGUCGUCCUGGUCACCAGCUCCCCGGAUCAGUUCGAGUCACGCUCAGCCAUCCGCCAAACCUGGGCGAGUGAGCGGUGGUUUGGCGAGGCCAGGGCCGUCACCUAUUUCCUGCUGGGACACGGGCGGGAGCGGCAAGACUGGAUUGAGUGGGAGGGCGCCCUGCACCGGGAGAUCAUCCAGGGUGAUUUCGACGACACUUACUACAACCUGACCCUCAAGGUGCUCGUUGGUCUGGAGUGGCUCUGCUGUUACUGCCCCUCCGCCACCUUCGUGAUGAAGACUGACACCGACAUGUUCAUCAACACCGACUACCUGCUGCAGCUCCUGUCCCGCGCCCCCCGCAGCAACCUUUUCACCGGGUACAUUGUUAGAAGCGCCGCGCCUAUCCGCGAGAAAACGAGCCGGUGGUACAUCAGCAAGGAGGAAUACCCUGGGGAAACGUACCCACCUUACUGUACCGGUACCGGCUACGUCCUGUCCACUGACUUGGCUUGCCGAGUGUGGAACAUCUCCGGGACGGCGCCAGUGUUCAGACUGGAGGACGUCUACGUGGGGAUGCGCGUCGCCGAGCUGAAGGUGGAGCCGGUGCCAAUCCACUUCAAGCCCGUCUUCUUCUCCGAGGGGGCGCCGUUCUCCAUCUGCUCCUACCGGCGGCUCGUCACCUCGCACCAUGUCAGAAACUUCGAGAAGCUGCUCUACUGGAAAGCCCUGCAGGACUCGGUCGGAGAGCGAUGCCCCGGUGACUCGUGACGGAAGCUGGCAUACCUAUCGCGCCCCAACCGCAAGAGAAUUGCCGAAUCUCAGAUGACCUUACUGAUCAUUCGAAGACUUAAUGGUUUCAAUAAAUUUUUGGACGGAAAGUCUUCAUUGGUUAUUUUUCGAGAUAAUCGGGCCUCGCAAACAGGAGGAAGUUCCGCCGGCGCCGGAAACCCGAGC
This is a messenger RNA of Mobula hypostoma (lesser devil ray), 1771 nucleotides long. RefSeq names its product beta-1,3-galactosyltransferase 5-like. Lineage: Eukaryota; Metazoa; Chordata; Chondrichthyes; Myliobatiformes; Myliobatidae. Gene Ontology annotation, cellular component: endoplasmic reticulum; Golgi membrane. Gene Ontology annotation, molecular function: N-acetyl-beta-D-glucosaminide beta-(1,3)-galactosyltransferase activity. The record is from RefSeq and is a predicted model, not a curated record. The transcript is spliced from 4 exons. The coding region runs from base 632 to 1585 and encodes 317 amino acids.